This is a messenger RNA of Megalops cyprinoides (Indo-Pacific tarpon), 1572 nucleotides long. RefSeq names its product inhibitory synaptic factor 2A-like. Lineage: Eukaryota; Metazoa; Chordata; Actinopteri; Elopiformes; Megalopidae. Gene Ontology annotation, biological process: inhibitory postsynaptic potential. Gene Ontology annotation, cellular component: postsynaptic density. Bases 127 to 1572 code for a protein of 481 amino acids. The record is from RefSeq and is a predicted model, not a curated record. The transcript is spliced from 4 exons.
CCACAGCCGGGGACGGUCCUCCCAGCGUGUGCUCUCUGAUCCACUAAAUGAAAGAACAUGCCCUGGCACCUCUCAGGAUCUCUCCCAUCUCAACCUUAUUGCCACUAACUUGCUUCUCAAGGAACCAUGGUGAGCAGGGAGGCCAGCAAAUGCAUGCUUACAAACUCGGAGUCAGACUCGGAGGCAGCGCCACCGCUGGCCCUGGAGGGGAAAUACACCCUGGAUCCAAGCAGACAGGUGCGGAAGAGGAACAAGGCCCUGCAGGUGCGAUUCAAGGACAUCUGCGAGGCGCAGAACGAGCAGAGGGAGGCUGCCCGGCAGGCAGGGGGGAAGGGAGGCAAGCCGGUCUCCUACAAAGUGGCGUACCGCAAGUACAUGACGGUGCCCGCCCGCCGCUCCAUCCCCAACGUCACGCGGAGCACGGGCGUGCAGACGUCCCCGGACCUUAAAACACGCUACCAGACCUUCCCAUUCGAGCGCAAGAAGGGGCACACCUUCAAACACGCGGCGGCUGUGGAAACGUUCAAGGGUCAGAACAACGGGUUCGUGAUGGAUGUGAAGGAGACUAAGGACACCGAGAGCCCGGGGGCGCCCUCCCAUUUCGCAGGGAAGGUCAGCUAUCAGACACGGGCACUGUUCCAUGCCAACGACUGCUCCGACACCUUGGAGGAACUCUCCGGAGCUAACUGUUCGGACGCAGCGGCGGCCUGCUUGGACUCCUCCUUGGUCGCCUAUUCCAAGGACGCGCAGUGCUUUCCUAACGCUAUGGACGCCGGCGCGGACGCAGACUACAAGAUCUGCAGCGUGAAAAGCAAACACCAAAAAGGAUUACAUCAAGCGGAGGCAGAGCCCGACCUGGCGGCCGAACGGCAGCUUCUGAGCUUUGAGGAGACCUCCUCUGCCAGACCCCUGCAGGACACGGGUUCGAAGGUCACGGGCCCCAUCGCCUGGAACUCUCUGACACAGGUGGAAUGCCUGGAGAGCCCAUCCGCGCGCAGCAAGCGCAAGAAGGGCCUGCAGCUGAACGGGCUGCAGAUGCAGCCGCACACCCUGCCGCGCGCCGGCUGCCCCUCGCAGGCGCAGUGCCACUCCAGGCCACCGGGGGCGAUAGAGGAGCAGGCCUGCCCCGGGGGCGGGGGCGUGGGCGUGGGCGGGGCGAGCGAGCCCUGCCAGCAGAUCGUGGCUGUAACUCAGGACGGGGAUCUCAAAGCACAGCUUCAGGUGAUGGAGAACCUGAUCAGCUCCAGUCAGGAGACCAUCAAAGUGCUGCUGGGGGUGAUCCAGGAGUUGGAGAAGGGAGAGGCCCAGAGAGAGGGGCUCUCCUAUCGAACGGGACAAGACACAGCCAACUGCGACACGUGUCGAAACAGCGCAUGCAUUAUUUACAGCGUGGAGCUGGACUUCAAGCAGCAGGAGGAUAAGUUGCAGCCGCUAAUGAAGCGGCUGUGCCCCACUGAGGACCUCCCCUUUCCAUCUCUGCCUUACCCCCAGGAGGCCUUCACCUCUACCCCCAAACGCAAAUCCAAAACAGAGUCCAAGAAGCACGCCCGCUGGAAACUCUGGUUUCUAUAA